Molecule: messenger RNA, 1520 nt
Organism: Macrosteles quadrilineatus (aster leafhopper)
Lineage: Eukaryota; Metazoa; Arthropoda; Insecta; Hemiptera; Cicadellidae
Product: sodium-coupled monocarboxylate transporter 2-like
Exons: 11
Coding region: 1-1470 (489 amino acids)
Biological process (GO): transmembrane transport; sodium ion transport
Cellular component (GO): membrane
Molecular function (GO): symporter activity
Source: RefSeq, a predicted model, not a curated record
AUGUUAAAACAUUUGGCAAGGCUGGUGAAGGAAGGGAUUGUGGAAGUAUCCCCUGCAAGGGAAUCCACGUGUCUAGACAUCAUAAAUUAUGCUAAACAUUUGGCAAGGCUGGUGAAGGAAGGGAUUGUGGUAGUAUCCCCUGCAAGGGAAUCCACGUGUCUAGACAUCAUACAUUAUGUUGAAACAUUCGGCAAGGCUGGUGAAGGAAGGGAUUGUGGAAUGACUGGUGUGAACCUUCAUCUUAUUACUCCACUUGUAAGCAUAGUCUGUAUCUUCUACACAACUGUGGGAGGACUGAAGGCGGUGGUAUGGACAGACACGCUACAGACCAUCCUGAUGCUGGCAGGUGUAGUUGUGGUCCUAGUGAUGGGUACGUGGCAUUUAGGAGGGCCUGGUGUGGUUUGGGAGCGAAAUAGAUUGUCUGGAAGACUGGAAUUCCUUAACACGGACCUUGACAUAACCACCAGACACACGCUGUGGACUAUGUUGUUCGGCAAUUACUUCUACUGGUUGGCCGCCUGCUCUGUCAACCAGGCAAUGGUGCAACGCUGCCUGGCCAUGCCUACCCUGAGAAAAGCUAACUACACAGUGCUGAUUCUGGCCGUGGGUAUCAUGGGGUUGGUGUCGAUGUGCUGCUACACAGGUCUUGUUCUCUUCGCAUACUUCCACGACUGUGACCCCGUCUCAACCAAGAUGAUCGGCAAGUCAGACCAGUUGUUGCCGUACUUCGUAAUGGAGAUCGCCGGUGCAGUGCCGGGCUUUCCUGGAGUCUUUAUGUCUGGUGUGUUCAGUGCUGCUCUCAGUUCCAUGUCUACGGGCCUAAACUCUAUGUGUGGUGUGAUAUACACAGACUUCGUCACACCCUGUUUGAGGAGACCCAUCUCAGAGGCGAGGGCCUCUUGGAUAAUGAAAGGGAUAGUCCUCACCAUUGGCGUCCUCUGUGUCGCCAUGGUCUUCUUAGUGGAACAGCUGGGCGCGAUCAUACAGGCUGGCAAGAGUCUCGGGGGAAUUACUACAGGAGCUCUACUCGGAGUAUUCUCUCUAGGGAUGUUUUUCCCAUGGGCCAAUUCAAAGGGUGCUCUGGCUGGAGGUUUGGCGUCCAUUGUGUUCCUGGCUUGGCUGUCUGUGGGUACUCAGAGAGCUGUUGCUCGUGGUGUUAUAACAUUCCCUCAGAAGCCAGUCUACACCUACGGCUGUCCAGAGGACAUCCUGAACCGGACAAUUGCCUUCGUCACACAUCCCCGGGUACUUGAGGAGCCACUGGCCGUAUACAGGGUUUCCUACAUGUGGUACUCAGUUAUUGGUACCACAAUCACCCUAGUUGUAGGCAUGCUAGUCAGCUGGGCCACGGGGUUUACAGACCCGGCCACUGUCGACCGCGACCUGCUUACUCCCGUUAUACACAGGUUUCUACCAGACCCGGCCAAGCGACAAGCUAAAUCACAUAUGCAGCUGGAAAAGAAAUCCUAAAGAGAACGAGCUACAUUGCCUUGUACUUUUCUUUCUUAUUACAAGUUAUG